GCGCAGGUGCCGUUCCCAUGUGUCCGGGGCGCCGCCAAUACCCCUGCUGCGGUUUUUUUUUUCGAGCUUGGCCGUUCUUUGAUCGCCCAAACUUUUCUCUCCCUUCCCGUUGUCCUUCCUCAUCUCCUCCCAAACUUCCAAUCCACACAGCAGAUACCAAUCAUGGCUCCCGCUAUGCGUCUAGCUACUUCCACCCUCAGAACCUCGUUGAGGGCACCCUCGCUCGUCUACAGGAACGCUGCCUUCACGGCCGCCAGGUGCUACUCCUCCAAGAGCCAGACCCUGAAGGAGCGCUUCGCCGAGCUUCUGCCCGAGAAGAUUGAGCAGAUCAAGGCGUUGAGGAAGGAGCACGGAUCCAAGGUCGUCGAUAAGGUCACCCUCGACCAAGUAUAUGGCGGUGCUCGUGGCAUCAAGUGCCUGGUGUGGGAAGGCUCUGUUCUCGACGCUGAGGAGGGCAUUCGCUUCCGUGGCAAGACGAUUCCCGAGUGCCAGGAGCUGCUGCCUAAGGCCCCCGGCGGCAAGGAGCCUCUGCCCGAAGGUCUCUUCUGGCUUCUCCUGACCGGCGAGGUCCCCACGGAGCAGCAGGUCCGCGAACUCUCUGCCGACUGGGCCGCUCGCGCCGAGAUCCCCAAGUUCGUUGAGGAUAUCAUUGACGCCUGCCCCUCGGACCUCCACCCCAUGGCGCAGUUCUCCAUGGCCGUCACCGCUCUUGAGCGGACCUCAUCCUUCGCCCGUGCCUAUGCCAAGGGUGUUCACAAGAGGGACUACUGGGGCUAUACCUUUGAGGACUCAAUGGACCUCAUCGCCAAGCUCCCCACCAUUGCUGCUCGCAUCUACCAGAACGUCUUCAAGGGCGGCAAGGUCGUCCCUGCCGAGAAGGACAAGGACUACGCCUACAACUUCGCCAACCAGCUCGGCUUCGGCAAUAAUGCCGACUUUGUUGAGCUCAUGCGUCUUUACCUGACCAUUCACACCGACCACGAGGGCGGCAACGUCAGCGCCCACACCACCCACUUGGUCGGCAGCGCCCUCAGCUCGCCCUUUCUGUCUCUGGCUGCUGGUCUCAACGGUCUCGCUGGCCCUCUGCACGGUCUGGCCAACCAGGAGGUGCUCAACUGGCUCACCGAGAUGAAGAAGGUCAUUGGUGACGACCUGAGCGACGAGGCCAUCACCAAAUACCUCUGGGACACCCUCAACGCCGGCCGUGUCGUCCCUGGCUACGGCCACGCUGUCCUACGCAAGACCGACCCCCGCUACAUGGCUCAGCGCAAGUUCGCCCAGGAGAAGAUGCCCGAGGACCCCAUGUUCAAGCUCGUCAGCCAGGUCUAUAAAAUCGCCCCCAAGGUCCUCACCGAGCACGGCAAGACCAAGAACCCCUACCCCAACGUCGAUGCCCACUCCGGUGUUCUUCUCCAGUACUAUGGCCUGACUGAGGCCAACUACUACACCGUCCUCUUCGGUGUCUCGCGUGCCAUUGGUGUGCUGCCUCAGAUCAUCAUUGACCGUGCGGUCGGCGCCCCGAUUGAGCGGCCCAAGAGUUUCUCGACCGAGAAGUGGAUCGAAAUCGCCCAGAAGCUGUAAGAGGCUGUAAUAUACGCGCGUGGCGCACAUCGGGUUAGGUUGCUGGGCACGGCGCGCAGGGUUCGUUUUACGGUUAUUUCAUGUAUAGAAUGGAUGGGACGUCGAGCGGUU
This is a messenger RNA of Parathielavia appendiculata, 1692 nucleotides long. RefSeq names its product citrate synthase. The record is from RefSeq and is a predicted model, not a curated record. NCBI's taxonomy places the organism in Eukaryota, Fungi, Ascomycota, Sordariomycetes, Sordariales, Chaetomiaceae. The transcript is spliced from 5 exons. The coding region runs from base 163 to 1581 and encodes 472 amino acids. Gene Ontology annotation, cellular component: mitochondrial matrix. Gene Ontology annotation, biological process: tricarboxylic acid cycle; citrate metabolic process; carbohydrate metabolic process.